Molecule: messenger RNA, 501 nt
Organism: Letharia columbiana
Lineage: Eukaryota; Fungi; Ascomycota; Lecanoromycetes; Lecanorales; Parmeliaceae
Exons: 2
Coding region: 1-501 (166 amino acids)
Source: RefSeq, a predicted model, not a curated record
AUGCUGCCAACGUUGAUUGAAGAUAUCUACCUCUCCGCCUUGUCGCCUCUUCUUGCACUCUCAAUAGCACCUUACACCCUCCUCAUGGGCACGCUACUUCUGCUGCUCUUUCCACUGUGCUUCUGCUUGAAGCAGAUACCUGUCUGCGCACACUGCCGUCAUUUCCUUUCGCCGCUACUCGUCCUCCAGCUCAAGCUCGUAUACUCUUCCUGCGACAGAGAUGACACUGUCCAUUCCGAGACAAGCGGUAUUAUGGUGCUUGUCCUUGUCUCCAUGCUCUCUCCUCUGUAUGCCAUGGCUAUAGCUGUAGCGGCUUGGGUCGCUGGUGUUUUCUGGUUCUACACUGCUAUGUUGGGAAAUCCAGACGGGAGAGAAGACAGAGAUGAUGGAAGAGAGACAGUUCUAGCAGUGAGAGGAUGGUGGGAAAGGUGGUUAAUCCAAUGCUUGGAGCCAAAGCGAAGUUCCACAUUGCGGGAUGGUGGACCAGAAAGUGGCUGUUGA